AGAUCAAGGACGAAUGCAGACGUUAAAAACAAUGUAGGCCAAUUUGAUCACUGGACUCUUGGCCCUAUAAUCUUAUGUAUACGAUGGCAGUCUAUCAGCUGUCGUUGACAGUCAUCGUUAUCACUUUACUUGUGAUACCACUGGCAGAUGGGGAGAUACAUAGAACAACGUUAAAAACAGGAGUACCGAAUCGUUUCUCUCAGGACGUGGCAAGUGAAACUCGAUCCGCGAUGUCGGAUCCAGAGGCUGGGAGAACUUUUUAUGAAGUUCUGGUUUAUUCAGUAGGAGGCGCUGUGCUUGUAGGCCUCAGUGGCAUCUUUCCUCUCCUUGUUAUACCUAUAGAGGCUGGUCCUGCACUUAAACAUGGCGCAGCGGCCAACAAACUGAAACUACUGUUGAGUUUUGCUGUAGGAGGACUGCUUGGGGAUGUGUUUCUGCAUCUGUUACCGGAGGCAUGGGCAGCUGUUGACAAAGGAGGACAUCAUGAUCAUUUUGGACACACAAAGAUUGGCCUGUGGGUCUUAGCAGGAAUUCUCUCAUUUCUUAUCAUUGAAAAAGUAUUUGCCAAAGAAGGAGAAUUUGAUCAUAUGCAUGAUGAUUGUGAUUCGGAUGAUGAAGAAGAAGACAACUACAAUAGACAGAUUUCAGAUUUGCCAAAAAUAAAUGGUUGUGAUUUAAAACAAAGGACUAGUACAUCAGAUAAUCAUAAAACAAAUUACAAAAAGCAAAAUCAUAGAGUUACAUCAUCACAAAAAACAGCCUCUGCAGCAUCAUCCAAACAGCACACCAGCGGGAAACAAGAGGGGGAGUCUGAUAUCAAGGUUAGUGGAUACCUGAACUUGCUGGCCAACGUCAUAGACAACUUUACCCAUGGUCUAGCUGUAGGUGGAAGCUUUUUAGUCAGCAAUAAGGUUGGUUUUGUGACCACACUAGCCAUACUUUUACAUGAGAUUCCACAUGAGGUGGGGGAUUUUGCCAUUCUGUUGAGAUCAGGCUUCAACAGGUGGAAAGCUGCUAAAGCACAGAUGAUGACAGCGACAGGAGGCAUUCUGGGAGUGAUAACGGCUCUAACUGCAGAGUCAGCAGAAUCUGCCGGGGAAAGUACAGCAUGGAUCCUUCCUUUUACCUCGGGGGGAUUCAUCUAUAUUGCCUUGGUCACUGUAGUCCCAGAUCUCCUAGAUGAAAAACAUACAAUGGAAUCUUUGAAGCAGCUUCUGUGUCUAUGUGGUGGGAUUCUAGCCAUGCUGUUAGUAAGCCUCUUCCACUGACCUUUCUGGCCCAAGAAUAACUCCAGAACACAGAUUAAUUUGCAUUUUCUAUCUACUGUAUUUUAAAAAUUUUAUAGGGAAAAGGUGAUAUUGAAAUACUUUGUAAAAUUUUAUAUAUUAUAUUUUGAUGCCCCUUUUAUCCUCCAAGUUUGUUGGAGAACAAAACUACAUGUAUUUUCAUUUGAACUGUACACACUUGUUUUAUGCCAAAAGGCAUUUGGAUAUUUGUACAGGAUAUCUGUACAAUCUUUUUCAUAUAUCAUUGUACAUUUACAUUAUGCAACAUUUGUACAAGGUAGGUAUUGAAUGUGUGCUUUUCCAAUCUUUGCCAAAUUUCAUGUGAUAAAGCUUUUCAAAAGCACCUGUAUGCCAUUUUCAAUUGGUGUUCAUGAUAGAUGUCUUUGUAGUAUAUUUUUGGAAAAAUAUUGAAUCAUAUUUGACCAUAAUUUUACUGAAGGAGAAAUAUUGAAUUUAUUUUUAUAUACAAUGAUCCAUGAGGAAAGUAUGUCAUAGUUUUGGUUUGCCUGUUUGUUUGUCCUUGUUUUAACAUUUUAGAGUGACAUAACCUUUGAACAAAACAAGGUGGCAACUUUAUGUUUGUACAUGUAUUUCAUAGUCUACAAAUGAAGCUAAGUUACCAAAUAUAGAUUUGUAACAUAACAGGUCAAGUUCAUACUUGGAGGGGAAAAGAUAAAAUAGAAAUUUGCCUCCACUGGGCAUUAGUAUUUUGAAAAUUUUGUUGACUGUUAAUUUGCAUAUCAAAUAUAAAUUUAAAUCAUUAUUCUUAAAUUUGAAUGUACAUUAUAUUUACAUGGCCAUAUCCUGUUAAGUUUGAAAUUAAAUGCUGUAUUUAAGCACAUUUUCCUUAUUGAUGAUGUUUAUGCAGUGAAUUUGAUUAACAGGGUUUAACAAAAGAAGGGUUUUUAAUUCUCUGCCAUGUUUUACAUUAUACACUCCAAUGACUUGGAGAGUUAAGGAAAUGUGUUAUGAUGUGUUAAUUUAGCACAUUAAUCUUAGUGCAAUAUUUACACACAGUUUUGUGUGUUAUAUGUUGUAUGUUGUAGAUUUAUCAUGAAAAAAUAAUCUGUUAUGGAUUCAGAGGUGAUAUUACUGUGUAAAAGAUGUACAGAGUUUUAUGAUAUACAUGUAUUUUGGUGGAAUUUUAUUUUUAUAAAUCAUGGAAAGUUUACUUUCUGUCUGUAAACUACAUUCAUAUUUAAAGAAAUAUUGUGUGUAAUUCGGCAUAUUUUUGACAAUGUGAUUAAGGUUAAAAAUAAUGUCUGAUUGAUAUACUGCAGUACAUGUAUGUUAAAGCAUGGCUUUCUUUAGAAAAUUAUUUUAUUUUGUUUUUAGCUCACCUGAGCCGAAGGCUCAAGUGAGCUUUUCUGAUCACAUUUUGUCUGUAGUCCGUCUGUCCGUCUGUCCGUCUGUCUGUCUGUCUGUCUGUCCGUCCGUCCGUCUGUAAACUUUUCACAUUUUCGACUUCUUCUCAAGAACCACUGGGCCAAUUUCAACCAAACUUGCCACAAAGUAUCCUUGGGUGAAGGGGAUUCAAGUUUGUUCAAAUGAAGGGCCACGCCCUCAUUCAAGGGGAGAUAAUGAAGAAUAGGUGAAAAAUUAGUAGCAUCUUUUAAAAAUCUUCUUCUCAAGAACCACAAAGCCAGGGAAGAUGAAACUUAUGUGGAAGCAUCCUCAGGUAGUGUAGAUUCAAGUUUGUUCAAAUCAUGACCCCCGGGGGUAGGGCGGGGCCACAGUGGAGGAUCAAAGUUUUACAUAGAAAUAUAUAGGAAAAACCUUUAAAAAUCUUCUUCUCAAGAACAGCAAAGCCAUGAUGAGUCAUUUUUAUAUGGAAGCAUCCUCAUGUAGUGUAGAUUCAAGUUUGUUCAAAUCAUGACCCCCGGGGGUAGGGCGGGGCCACAAUGGAGGAUCAAAGUUUUACAUAGAAAUAUAUAGGAAAAACCUUUAAAAAUCUUCUUCUCAAUAACAGCAAAGCCAUGAUGAGUCAUAUUUAUAUGGAAGCAUCCUCAGGGUGUAGAUUCAAGUUUGUUCAAAUCAUGACCCCCGGGGGUAGGGCGGGGCCACAAUAGAGGAUCAAAGUUUUACAUAGAAAUAUAUAGGAAAAACCUUUAAAAAUCUUCUUCUCAAGAACAGCAAAGCCCUAAUUGGUCAUAUUUAUAUGGAAGCAUCCUCAGGUAGUGUAGAUUCAAGUUUGUCCAAAUCAUGACCCCUGGGGGUAGGGCGGGGCCACAAUGGAGGAUCAAAGUUUUACAUAGAAAUAUAUAGGAAAAAUCUUUAAAAAUCUUCUUCUCAAUAACAGCAAAGCCCUAAUUUUCAUAUUUAUAUGAAAGCAUCCUCAGGUAGUGUAGAUUCAAGUUUGUUCAAAUCAUGACCCCCUGGGGGUAGGGCGGGGCCACAAUGGAGGAUCAAAGUUUUACAUAGAAAUAUAUAGGAAAAAUCUUUAAAAAUCUUCUUCUCAGGAACAGCAAAGCCCUGAUUGAUUAUAUUAAUGUGGAAGUAUCCUCAGGUAGUGUAGAUUCAAGUUUGUUCAAAUCAUGACCCCCGGGGGUAGGACGGGGCCACAGUGGAGGAUCAAAUUUUUACAUAGAAAUAUAUAGGAAAAACCUUUAAAAAUCUUCUUCUCAAGAACAACAAAGCCAUGAUGAGUCAUUUUUAUAUGGAAGCAUCCUCAGGUAGUGUAGAUUCAAGUUUGUUCAAAUCAUGACCCCCUGGGGGUAGGGCGGGGCCACAAUGGAGGAUCAAAGUUUCACAUGUACAUAGAAAUAUAUAGGAAAAACCUUUAAAAAUCUUCUUAAUAACAGCAAAGCCCUAAUUGGUCAUAUUUAUAUGAAAGCAUCCUCAGGUAGUGUAGAUUCAAGUUUGUUCAAAUCAUGACCCCCCGGGGGGUAGGGCGGGGCCACAAUGGAGGAUCAAAGUUUUACAUAGAAAUAUAUAGGAAAAAUCUUUAAAUAUCUUCUUCUCAGGAACAGCAAAGCCCUGAUUGAUCAUAUUUAUGUGGAAGUAUCCUCAGGUAGUGUAGAUUCAAGUUUGUUCAAACCAUGACCCCCGGGGGUAGGGUGGGGCCACAAUGGAGGAUAAAAGUCUGAAAUAGAAAUAUAUAGGAAGAUAUGUUCUGAUGAAGAACUGCAAAGCCAUGAUUAGUCAUUUGAUAUGGAAGCAUCCUCAGGUAGUGUAAAUUCAAUUUUGUUCAAAUGAUGACCCCCGAGGGUAGGGUGGGGCCCAAUAAGGGGAUCAAAAGUUUUACAUAGGAACAUAUAGAAAAAAAUUUCUUCUCAAGAACAGAAAAGCUAUGUUUAGUCAUAUUGAUAUGGAAGUAUCCUCAGGUAGUGUAGAUUCAAGUUUGUUCAAAUGAUGACCCCUGGGAUAGGGAGGAGCCACAAUGGGGGAUCAAAUUUUUACAGAAGAAUAUAUGGGAAUUUUUUUUUAAAAUCUUCUCAAGUACAACAAAGCCAUUUGUUAAAACAAAUUAUAUAUUGACAUGGAAGCAUCAUCAGGUAGUUUAAUAUUGAAGCCCCCCCCCCCCCCCCUUUGCCAAUGUGCUCAGGUGAGCGAUGUGGCCCAUGGGCCUCUUGUUAUUUCAAGAAAUGCCAAUAUAAUGAUUUACAGAAGCAUGUUGGUAAACAAAAAUUUCACAAAUAUUCAUCAUAGAAAGAUCUCAGAUGCUCUCCUGUGCCUCCCAAACAAUUUAAAGUAUAGGUGUUACUCAGUGUCACAGCUUUUCUAUUGCAUUUUAAAUUGAAACCUGUUUUAAAUUUUGUUCAUUCUUGAAUUUAUUUCCGCUCACACAUAGUUGGCAUCCUGUUAAUAAAUACAUGUAUAUAAUCAGAGUUGUUGAUGUCUUCAAACUGGUUUUUCUUGUUUCCCUUUUUCCAUGAGAUCUGAGGAUUUAGAUUUUGUAAAUAUCAAUAAUAUCAAAACUGGGGG
This is a messenger RNA of Saccostrea echinata, 5210 nucleotides long. Its product is annotated as zinc transporter ZIP13-like. The transcript is spliced from 9 exons. NCBI's taxonomy places the organism in Eukaryota, Metazoa, Mollusca, Bivalvia, Ostreida, Ostreidae. Gene Ontology annotation, molecular function: zinc ion transmembrane transporter activity. The record is from RefSeq and is a predicted model, not a curated record. Bases 75 to 1268 code for a protein of 397 amino acids. Gene Ontology annotation, biological process: zinc ion transmembrane transport; intracellular zinc ion homeostasis. Gene Ontology annotation, cellular component: membrane.